This is a messenger RNA of Aedes aegypti (yellow fever mosquito), 3618 nucleotides long. RefSeq lists its product as uncharacterized. Gene Ontology annotation, biological process: mitophagy by internal vacuole formation; mitochondrial protein catabolic process. The transcript is spliced from 11 exons. The coding region runs from base 1743 to 3305 and encodes 520 amino acids. NCBI's taxonomy places the organism in Eukaryota, Metazoa, Arthropoda, Insecta, Diptera, Culicidae. The record is from RefSeq and is a predicted model, not a curated record. Gene Ontology annotation, cellular component: mitochondrial outer membrane.
AGUCUUUCGCCAGUGCCGGACGAGGACAGAUUGUGUGCCUUGUUGUACCCGCGCGACUCCAACCGGGAUCACGUUUUUUCUUUAUUGGUGUGUGGUGGAAUGCCUUCUUAAGACCCCUUUCUACUUUCCUUGGGCAGCAUGUGGAACUGUGAAAAGAAGAACCAUAAACUAUAUUUUAUGCUGGAUCAAGUUUCGAGUGAGAGGGAUGGGGAACUCUAACGAACAAACGGUGAUAGGUUUUUAGUGUGUUGUGCUAGGCAAUCAUCGCUGAUGGGAAAGAAGUGUUUAAAACAAAAUUGAAUUGAACCGCGCAUCGAACUAAUCGAAUUUAUUGUGGCAAUUUACGGGUGGUUCGUAAAACAUAAGAGGAUCGGCAACCGAGGAUGAUUUAGAGGAGCCAUUUGAACAGUGGCGAUUUUGUUUCAUGCAGUGAAAAAGACCGCUCAAUAAGGCCAAACCACUAAGUGUAGAAUCGAUUAAACUUCAAACAAUGUGAAGACUGAAGUGCCAAGUCAAGUGCCCGAUCAGGUUAUAUUUUCUCACGCCGAGACCAUAAUUCAGCUCCUUCUAGCGAAGUGGAUUCCAUUUGAAGACGAUUGUGAAGAGAGUUCAUCAUAACAGUGAGUAACUCGAUUGCGGUUUUCGGCGAUUCAUCCGAUUGACGAACUUAUCCGGAUUGUGUAAUAGUGCAAACAAGACAAGCCGACCGAAAGUUCGUGUCAGGUCCAAUCAGAAUCGGUCAGUCAGUGAAUCAGUCGGUCAACAUUGUAGUGUUACAACGAUGUGAAAGGAAACAAGGCGAACCGCACACACGGAUGGACUGCAUUUGGAAUGAGGAGAUUUGACUCGGUGGUGCAAUCAAUGAAUGCGUACAUUCAAACUUGAACUCUCGGCGGUGUUUUGAGGCUCACUGGGUGUGUGGGUUGUUAUGUGGUAGCCUCGCCGCUAACCGACAAUUUUCCAGCAAAUUGAAGGAUUUGUUUUUCGGCUUUCGGUGCGAGGAGUGGGCGUGUGAUCGCUGAAAGAUAUCCACGUCCGUGGCGAACGUGACUUUUCAAGAUGUUUUGGCGUUGAAGUAAACUCGUCAUAAAUCUCAGAUGGCGAGCACCCCGAGCAACACCACCGAAAACUGACCAGAUCAAGCCGCGCUCGGUUGAACAAGAAACCAGUACCACGUUCAGUGUUCAUUAGGUCCUACAAGUGCGAAACAAAUUCCAUCGUUUUCCUCCGGAGAGUAUGACGGUUGAACUAAAUUGAGCCAUCAUCAUCAUACAAGCAAUGCGGUUGACGAUUCCAGGAGGAAUCUAGGGUGUUUCGCGUGUGAAUUGGUUUGAUUGUGAGAAAAAAUAGCGGAAAUUAUCCGAGUGUUGGCCUUAGUGGGUCAAACAUGAACGGUGAUUGGAAGUGAUGCAAUCGUUCACGUGUGAAUUUUCUUCUUAGUGUACAUACUUUGUGCACCCGAUAAGCUCGAUUUGACCGUGGAACGCGGAGUCACAUUGCAUCGCCGCCGAGCGGAGAAAGGAACUGCGCGCGAUGAUUGUGUCCAGUGGUGGCAACCAUCGUGACGGAGACCUUCACCUUAAUCCAUUGAAAAUAAGUGCGAUCGCUAUCGGUAGUAGCAAGAAGAACCCACCGCCGUAAUUGACGGUGCUGUAGUGUUUGCAACAUCUCCGCCCCGCAAGAAAGCGUUUAGUGUUUGUAUUGGCGUUUAUUUCGGUUCAUCUCCCUCGUAAAAGAUCGUCAUGGCUGAUAGUCGCGAGCGAAUACGAGGUCCACCACGUGAUGGCCGCGAAGGUUUUACCAGUCCACGACAGGUGCUCAGGCGGCUGAUGCUGCUUUCGGAGGGCCGCCAGUACCGUGAAGCGGCAACCGUGGUGGGUCGCCUAGGGCCGUCAGUGCUGCGCUCGGUUGUGGCGGAACUACCGAUGGAUAUCCUGAUCGAGGCCCUACCCCACAGCACCUAUCUGCUGGAGUCGUUUUUCAACCGGUUAAAUACGGUGAUACCCAACCCAAAGCCCGAGGUCCCCAGCGAGGCCAUCAUGUGGCACCUUGUGAAGCUGUUCAGUAAUCCACACGAAUCAGGCCUCCGGCAAAGAUGUACCAAACUGGCCCAAGCCAUCGGAACUUGGCAGCCCUCGUUACGGGACGCCCUAAUGGCUCGCCGAAAACAAUUGGAUCAAGCGAUUGAAGGCCUCGGUGUUCACGGUUUGACAGCCGAUCACAGCGGCUCGCUCAUUUCGUUACACAUAGCGUUGAAGAACGAACUUCAGCGACACAUCGAAACCUACAAAACGGCCAUCCACAAGCUGGAAGAACUGAGCACCGUCACGGUGAAUCCAGAUCCUGCCCAAUCGUCCCACCAGCGACUGCUGGCCAUCAGUCACGGGGACAUCCAGCAGCGACUGAUCGACAACAAAACCCUGCUCACCAUGCUGGACAAACCGGCUCUGAAACAGCUUAGUCAACUGCUGGAGAAUCUAUCGCAGCGGGUCCAAAACGAUAAGGAGGUGCUGUUUUGCGUGGGGCAGAUCCGACGAAUCGACACCUCGGCGAACACGGAGGAGAGACCUGCAGCUGGCCUGUUGAUGAACUACUCCCGCGGUUGUGAGGCCGUCCUGGGACUGAUGGGACCCCUCUCGGCUCCGAGCAGCCCCACGAGCAAUGGUUGCGGCAGCGGAAGCGAUGGUUACCACUCUGACUCCGAUACAGACGAAACUAAUUCCGAAUUGGUGCGACAGUACGGAGUGAUGUACAGCAAGAACCGGAUCGACACGCUGGAUUCGCUCAACAGUCUACCGCAGCUGAAGCAUGCCCACCAACUCAAGGCCAAGAUAUUAUUUUCGAUAAUUGUGUUGGCAUUUCGCGCCUGCCACGGCCUGAAGGAGCGCAAAGUGCUGGAAGUGCGCCGAACGCUGCACGUGUUGGACGCAAACGAUGACGCGACAGCAGCACUGGACCGAGCUGUCCGGCAGAAUCUCAAAGACACCGCCGACCGGUUUCCGAUGGGAGACGUCGAACGACAGGUUGCCAAUCAGGUGCUGUCAACGUUGCACGAGUAUCCCUGUCUGGAGGCUUGCAUCCCGUUGAUCCACUACAUCAGCGACUGCGUGCGGCUGGCGUGGAAAAUGACCAACCAAACGGUGCCCUAUUACCUGGAUACGGAUUUCACGUUGGGCCUCCUCCAGCCGGAAAAACACGAACGUUACCCCAUUUCGGAGAAGCGAUCCGACAUCAUCCGUGCCUUCCUGUGGCCAGCUCUGAUCCAGAACGGACGCUGUGUCUACAAGGCCAUCGUUGCUACGUAGCACAUCAACCACAAAUGAACAAGUAUUUGCUCAAGGCAUUCAGCUUGAUUUGCUCCCGCUCCCUCUACGAGAUCACAUUUGAAGGCAUUUGUAUCGCUGCGUGCUGAAUCACACCCAUUAGUGCAAGAGUUCGACUUCCAAAUAGUAGCAAAUUAAGUCAACGUCGCGAUUGAUUUUAACCAUUAACCACUUAACUGAUUUUUUGUAAUCGAACUUUGAUCGUAAAAAAAAGUUUGUACAUAUAGUAUUACAGAAGAAUAUUUUACGUAAUAAAGUUUAUGCGUUUUGAACAUGAGUUAAUUAGGCUCCCGUC